AUGACGCCACCUCCAACCUCAGGCAGUUCUGCAUCUCCAUCUUCGUCCAGCCAGGGUGCCCAGUACGAAGUUCGAACAUUGUCGCAAAUAAGAGGGGCGGCCAACUCAUACUCGUCAAUUUCGACGAAUGGUCGAGAUGGAAAACCAACAGAGCUGCCAAUCUGGUUCGAAGCAGCGGGUAUCGUACUGAUUUCCGUACUGAUUGCAGGACAAGCGGUCGGAGUGCCUCCGGCACCAGCUGGAUUGACUCCUCUAGUUGCAGCUGAAGAAGGGGGCUUUGAAACCAUGGGGGAGGCUGAAGAGGGCGUGCGUGAAGGCAAAGGAGAGCAUGAUCCUUCUCCGGAUAGCUCAUCGAAAGUCCUACCAAGCGCAACGGUGACUUCCAUCGACCAAAAUGCCAGCCACGCUAAUUCGAGCCUCACCGCGGCAACAGAGCGCAGCAGCAGCGACUCCUCAGCGCCCGAAACGAACGUUUGGACACCUUCAUCGACAACAAGUCCAAACUUGACAUCAAGCCGAUCCAGUGCGACGAGCAUCGCAAGCACCGCCUCCACCUCCACCGGCCCCGUUCGAAUGAUCUUCCCCAAAGACGGCAACGAUCCCAACAACGAUCCUCUUACCAAAGAGCUAGUUGCCGCAUUUGGCCCCGACUCAACGCCCGUCAACGAUCCCUUUUCCAGGAUUCUCAUGUGGUACGCGCCGUUGCGCAACGAGCAGGUUGCCAUAUAUCAGGCGAAUCCACUGCCUUGCGUGCGGGCGCAAGGGCGCCGAAAAAGAAAGCGAAAGCGAACAGGUGUGCAGAUCGGCGCCAUCGCCCAAGUCCCCUCAUAUUCCAUCUCCGACCCCUUCGCGCCCGCGGACUUGGUGCACCUCUCCAUGCCCGCCAGCGUAGCUUCGCCCUCCUAUCUCCCGCAACAAGCCUACGUCUUCGACGAGUCGGCGGGACGGAGCGUGACGGUGUUCAUCUGGGACACGGGCGCGAAUCCGAACGGGCGGGAAUAUACGGAUAACACGGGGAGCAAGCCGUGGAUUCUGUUGCCGAUUCCUCCGUUUGAUCCAGGUUGGAGACCGUGGUCGGCGAAUGUGGCGGACAAUAUGGAUGAUGAUUUUGAGAAUCCGCAUGGGGGGGGGGACGAUGAUGUUUUCGAAGGCGGUCGAGGGACAGUUUGGCGUUGCGAGAGUUGGACGGGACCAUCGGCGGGGACGUUCUCGACGUGGUAUAGAGGGCUGGGUAUCACCGUGGAAUAUAUGUGGGCGAAUGGGUUGCUUUAUUCGGGGAAGGUCGUCGUCAAUCUGUCGUGGGGGACUAGGAUUUCUCUUGAUCCUAUGGAUCCUUUGUUGGGCAAGAUAAGGGACUAUAUGGACAAGAUGGCGGAGACUUAUGGGGUGGUUUUUGUGGCGGCGGCAGGCAAUUCUGCUUGCACAACAACAAAUCAGGAUGGUGGUGUGCCGGCCAAUAAGCAUGUUAAUGGUGUGCCUGCCUUGUGGGGAGGGUUGGGCUAUCUGAUCAUUGUUACGGGCGCGGCUGAUGCUCAGGGAUAUCAGUCGGAGGAAUCACAGGGUGAAGGUAAAGAGGUCACUAUUUACUUCGCGGGCCCUGCCAGUCGUUGUGGAUGGGUCCAGGAGACAAGACGGGGUUGGGUCAACAAGAAUCAUGAAAAGUUGAUUGACAAUAGGUCCUUGUCGGAGCGGCAUGAUCGGGUGGUCUCCGUGUUGCAGACGUAUGGCUACAAGAAAGCCAAGGUUGCAAGACUGCGAGGUGAUGGUGAAACCUACGAUGUCCCAGCGGAUCUUGUUGCAUGGAAUGGUCAAGAGUGGAUAAGGUGGGAGGACUGCUUAAGGAAGCGUGGUGUCAACUCGACGGAUUUCCAAGGGCAAUGUGUAUCCGGCGGCAAUAGCACGAUCAGUCCCUUACCGCUCACCUCUACAGCCACCAAUUCACAGACAUCGACUUCUGUGUCAUCUUUUUUCCCUCCAUACAAGACACCUCGACUUCUUCAUCCCCAUCUCCCUCAAUUUCAGCUCAACCUCCAACACCGGUAG
Molecule: messenger RNA, 2043 nt
Organism: Bacidia gigantensis
Lineage: Eukaryota; Fungi; Ascomycota; Lecanoromycetes; Lecanorales; Ramalinaceae
Exons: 5
Coding region: 1-2043 (680 amino acids)
Biological process (GO): proteolysis
Molecular function (GO): serine-type endopeptidase activity
Source: RefSeq, a predicted model, not a curated record